CCCAAUAAUACAGAACCUUAUGACAUAAUAGACAAGAGUAUGGAGUGAGUAGACAUCUAUUCCCGGGGAGUUAUGCUUGGAGUUAUUAGUAACAAACUUACGAAAAUACAAACUUCUCGGGUUUGAGAUAUGUGGAUAUAACUCACUGGGAAAUUUUGUAAAGGAGAAAAGUUUGCAAAACACAAUGGAAUCCUGUAAAUAUCUAGAGAAAUCUCCAGGAUCUUCAAUGAUGUUCUUAUUGAUGGUAUUGACGUAUGGCGUCAUGACUGUGAACGGCUGGGGAGCGACAUGUUCUCAGGGACCACCGGGACCACCUGGUCCUCCAGGACCAUCAGGACCUGCGGGUAGUCCAGGCGAUGGGGAACUCCUUGAAUAUAACAACUGGAAACAGUGUGCCUGGUACUCUAAUAACGGAAAUGAUUAUGACACUAUUUACACCUGUACUUUUACAAAGAGACAUAGUGACUCUGCUCUCUGGGUCUACUAUGGAGGCAACCUUCGUCUUUAUGGAUGUAGUGGAUGCUGUAAAAGAUGGUAUUUUACUUUCAAUGAUAAUGAAUGUUCACCUACACCUAUUGAUGGUAUAGUCUACCAAGCCAAUACAUACUACAUGAACCUGCACAGGCACAGAAGUAUUUCAGGAUACUGUCACACGGUUGGAGCUGGAUCGGUAAAUGUUAAAUUUUUGGUAGGAGACUGCCCGGGAUAUGGGAACUUUGAUGCAUCCACAGGAUGGAACAGUGCAUCACGAAUCAUCAUCAAGGAGGUCCCUAAAUCAUCAUAUGGAUACUAGCUUGAUC
Molecule: messenger RNA, 800 nt
Organism: Lytechinus variegatus (green sea urchin)
Lineage: Eukaryota; Metazoa; Echinodermata; Echinoidea; Temnopleuroida; Toxopneustidae
Product: collagen triple helix repeat-containing protein 1-like
Exons: 4
Coding region: 185-793 (202 amino acids)
Source: RefSeq, a predicted model, not a curated record